CGGCUCUACUUUUCCUCCGUGGCGCAGAGUGGUAAGCGGUGGUAACGCAACCGAAGCUCUGCUCACGGCCAGAGUUCGAUUCCAACGGAAGGAGAAAGUCGAAUCUCCGGUAAAAGGGGUUGAGGUCCACUCAGCCUUCCAUCCAUCCGUGGUCAGUAAAAUGAGUACCCGGCAUAUGCUGGGGGGUAAAGGAAGGCCGGGGACGGAACUGGCAAUCCCACCCCAUAUAUACGGUCUGCCUAGUAAACGUCGCAAGACGUCACCCUAAGAGUCGGAAACGACUCGCACAAGUGCGGGGACACCUUUACCUUUCACCACUUUUCCUUCGCUUUUUUUUUUUUUUGAAAGAAAAAUAGGUGGGCGGAGCAACUCAAAAGAAAGCCGCCCAUCUUUUUUCUUUGCUCGUGGCCGCCGCCUCUGCUGAGACCAAGAGCGAGACAAUUAGGGGGACAUGCCCGAAAAAAGGUUGCUUGCAAUGGUGAACGAGUCCUUCGGCUCCGGCAACGGGGCCACUGUCAUCGGCAAUGGAGUUGCCCUCACUCGGUCUGACGGCAGCAGCGGCAGCGAGAGCUCGAAGGACAGCUCGCGAUGUUCCACCCCCAUCCUAGACGCCGAGCGGCACGACCGCCUGUGGGAGAAGAUGCGGCGGCGGCAGGACUCCGGGGACAAGUGGUUCUCCCUGGAGUUCUUCCCUCCGCGGACAUCCAACGGGGCUGUCAACCUCAUCUCCAGGUUUGACCGCAUGGGGGCAGGCGGCCCACUCUUCAUCGACGUCACCUGGCACCCAGCUGGAGACCCGGGCUCCGACAAGGAAACCUCCUCCAUGAUGAUGGCAAGCACGGCACUCAACUACUGUGGCCUGGACACCAUCCUCCACAUGACCUGCUGCAACCAGACCAAGGAGACAAUCACGGCACACUUGCAGAAGGCUAAGCGGCUUGGUCUCAAGAAUGUCAUGGCGUUGCGGGGAGAUCCCAUUGGUGAAGAGUGGCAAGAGGAAGUCGAGGGUUUCAACUACGCUGUUGACUUGGUGAAGCACAUCCGCUGCGAGUUCGAGGAUUACUUUGACAUCUGCGUGGCAGGUUACCCCAAGGGACACCCUGAGGCAGAGAGCUAUGAAGAGGACUUGAAGCACCUGAAGGAGAAAGUUUCGGCAGGAGCCGACUUUGUCAUAACACAGCUUUUCUUUCGGUCGGAGACCUUCCUCAAAUUCUUGCAGGACUGCCAGGCCAUUGGCAUCACCUGUCCUGUCGUGCCGGGGAUUUUCCCAAUACAGGGCUACCAUUCCCUGCGCCAACUUGUUAAGCUCUCAAAGCUGGAGGUGCCCCAGGAGAUCAAAGACAUCAUCGAGCCCAUCAAGGACAACGAUGCGGCCAUCCGCAACUACGGCAUUGAGCUGGCGGUCACCAUGUGCCGGGAGCUGCUGGACAGCGGCCUGGUCCACGGCCUGCAUUUCUACACCCUGAACCGGGAAGUGGCAACCAUGGAAGUGCUCAGGCGUCUGGGCCUUUGGAAAGAGGACCCUAGGCGCCCCCUGCCAUGGGCAGUCAGUGCUCACCCAAAACGGCGAGUUGAAGAUGUUCGACCCAUUUUCUGGGCCUCCAGACCGAAGAGCUACAUCUACCGAACUCAGGAAUGGGAUGAGUUUCCCAACGGCCGCUGGGGUAACUCAUCCUCACCAGCCUUUGGGGAGCUGAAAGACUACUACCUGUUCUACCUGAAGAGCAAAUCUCCCAGGGAUGAGCUCCUGAAGAUGUGGGGUGAGGAGCUGACCAGUGAGGAAAGCGUAUUCGAGGUGUUCAGGUGUUAUAUCGCCGGAGAGGCCAACAAAGACCGGCACAAGGUGACCUGCCUGCCUUGGAACGACGACCCCCUGGCGGCGGAGACCAACCUCAUGAAAGCGGAGCUGGCCAAGGUGAACCGGAGGGGGAUCCUGACUAUCAACUCCCAGCCAAACAUCAACGGCAAGCCUUCCACCGACCCAAUUGUGGGCUGGGGGCCCGACGGAGGCUACGUCUUCCAGAAGGCUUACCUAGAGUUCUUCACUUCCAGCGAGAACGUCAGAGCGCUCCAGACAGUACUGAAGAAAUACGGUGAGCGUGUGAACUACCACAUCGUCAAUGUCAAGGGUGAAAACAUCACCAACGCUCAUGACAUGCAGCCAAAUGCCGUGACGUGGGGAAUCUUCCCUGGCAGAGAGAUCAUUCAGCCGACGGUUGUGGAUCCAGUUAGCUUCAUGUACUGGAAGGAUGAGGCCUUUGCCCUCUGGAUCGAGCAGUGGGCCAAACUCUACGAAGAGGAGUCUCCUUCCCGCAUGAUCAUCCAGUACAUCCACGACAACUACUUCCUCGUCAAUCUGGUGGACAACGACUUCCCUCUCGACAGCUGCCUCUGGCAGGUCUUGGAAGACAUGCACGAGCUCUUGAACUGUCCAGAGGAGCCGUGAAGGGUUGCCCCCUGCCCCAGCAAGUACGGCCAGAAAUAGUCAAAACCUUUGUGAUGUGAAGUUGGAACUGCAGCGGCCCAGACACUCCUCAAGAGGGCGCCUCUGGCUGCACUUUCCCAUCGCCUUCCUGCGGGUGGCUAGUUCGCCAUCCACACACGGGCGCUCUCCCUUCCGAUCCAAAAUACUGAGGAUCCUCUUGAGCCACCCCCCUUUUUUUUGUGGUUACAAGUCCUUUCCCUUUCACUGAGACUAAUGGCAGCUAGAAAUCUUAAUGCCCUCCUCUUUCUGGCUGUUCCCCCAUCCCGCCCCUUCUUCCCAGGUUGCACUCUAAAAAAAAAAAAAGUAUUCAGCUGCUGCUUCAGUGCGACACCUUCUGAUCAGCUAUUGAUGUGAUUGAUAGCUUCACAGUCCCUAAUUUGGAACUGUCCAUUAUGCCCAGGGCAUUCCAAGUUGUAAAAAAGGAGGGUAGCCACCUCUGGCAGCGGUACAGCUGCCUUCCUUGGGCAAGGAGGGACUAUGUGUGCUUGGUUAACUAUUUAUUUUUAUUUUAUUUUAAGAUGCAGGAUCAUGGAACUGUCCUGCAUUUUUUCGUUUUCUCUUGGGAGAGAGAUCAGAUAUUUAAACAUUUGUAAAGGAAGGUAAGGAAGGAAACAAACUAAAUGAAAUAUAAUUGACGCCCGCAUGAGGUUUUUUUAUGUAUUUAAAUUAAAGGACUCUCUAGGGAGUCAUGUUAUA
Messenger RNA from Rhineura floridana, 3181 nucleotides. It is a transcript of the gene MTHFR, whose product is annotated as methylenetetrahydrofolate reductase. Gene Ontology annotation, molecular function: FAD binding; methylenetetrahydrofolate reductase [NAD(P)H] activity. The transcript has 12 exons. Gene Ontology annotation, cellular component: cytosol. Bases 452 to 2446 code for a protein of 664 amino acids. The record is from RefSeq and is a predicted model, not a curated record. Gene Ontology annotation, biological process: tetrahydrofolate interconversion. NCBI's taxonomy places the organism in Eukaryota, Metazoa, Chordata, Lepidosauria, Squamata, Rhineuridae.